GCUCGAGCUCUGGAAAUCAAUUCAAAACGUUAUUCACAGAACGCUUACGGAUCACGCGACACUACCUCUUUUUUCUUAACAUCUUAUUAUACGUAUAGUAUUCAGUCUAUACCAACAGUCUAUAACGUUAUCAACACAUCAUCCAAAAUGAGCCACUUCAGCAACCCCGACUCCGUUGCCAACCCCCAGCAGGGCGAGUUCAAGCCCUCCGUCAAGCCGACCGCUCCUCUGGAGGAGGGAGGUGUAUGUAUCCCCUUGGUCGUCGCCUGGUUUGGAAAAAGCCCGGCAAGCAAGCUAACAGUCGAGCAGCACCAACCCGGCCGCAAGGUCGCGCCCGCCGACUUCGCCCCCGAGUUCCGCGCCCAGACGCACCCGGCCGGCACGGCGCCCGCCUCCAGCUCCUACAGCGCCAACACCACCGGCGAGGUCGGCGGCCAGGCCCUGAACCCCAACGUCGAGCGGAGCCACGGCAAGGAGUCCGUCAAGACCUCCGCCGCCGACACCCUGAUGGGCGCCACCUCGCAGGACGUGCACACCGGCCUGGGCCACCCGGGCUCCGGCCAAACCAGCGCCGAGCUGCGCCACGACGGCCAGCCCGGCCGCAAGCGCCAGACCGCCGGCCUCGAGAAGGUUGGCGCCUACGCCGACAGCAAGUUCGAGCGCGACAUCCCCGGCCAGCGGGCGCUCGACCGCGAGGAGGGCCAUCUCGCCGGCCAGCGCGGCGACAAGGGUGCGCUCGCUGCCGAGGACCGCCAGCCCGAGCCCGCUACCACCGCUGCUGCCGAGUGGAAGUAUGAGCCCGGCACCAAGCGGGACAACACCCACAAGCACUGAGUCUUCAACGAAAAUGUCGGGGCUGGACCCUGGUGAAUCUCUUAUGGACACAAAAGGAAUCUGUUUUUGUUUUUCUUUUUCGAGCGAGAAGGUUUCCCACGAAUGCUCAUGUAUGAUUACUCUUGAUGAGAAAAGAAUCCAACGAUGCUUGCCAUG
Aspergillus japonicus CBS 114.51 is the source of this 990-nucleotide messenger RNA. RefSeq lists its product as uncharacterized. The record is from RefSeq and is a predicted model, not a curated record. Lineage: Eukaryota; Fungi; Ascomycota; Eurotiomycetes; Eurotiales; Aspergillaceae. The transcript has a single exon. The coding region runs from base 148 to 834 and encodes 228 amino acids.